AUGGAGGAGUCAGGCUUUUCUGUGGUGGAGCUGCGGCGUAGACUCAGGAGUAGAGAUAUUCGCGUAUCAGUUGCAGUGACUCUGAAACAGUUAGAAAUGAGGAACCAGAUGGAGAAAACGGAGAAGAUUAUUCAACAAAAGAGCCGAACAAGACCAGCUCCUGCGAAGUUCCCCCGCCUCGCAGUCACAGGAGAGAUCAGCAACAUUACAAGCGACCGUGGUGGAGGAGGAGACGAGCAAGAGGCAACGAACAACCUUUUACGAGAUUCUAAAGAUGUCUUCGAAGAAAACUUGCUUCACUUCAGGGGAGACAGUGAUAAGAAGAAGCCACACCGACUCCUUAUUGGCUGCUUUCAAAUUAGAUAA
Molecule: messenger RNA, 366 nt
Organism: Microthlaspi erraticum
Lineage: Eukaryota; Viridiplantae; Streptophyta; Magnoliopsida; Brassicales; Brassicaceae
Source: the annotation of a GenBank genome assembly